Molecule: messenger RNA, 2216 nt
Organism: Thalassophryne amazonica
Lineage: Eukaryota; Metazoa; Chordata; Actinopteri; Batrachoidiformes; Batrachoididae
Gene: tbxtb
Product: T-box transcription factor Tb
Exons: 8
Coding region: 28-1329 (433 amino acids)
Biological process (GO): positive regulation of DNA-templated transcription; heart morphogenesis; cell fate specification
Cellular component (GO): nucleus
Molecular function (GO): DNA-binding transcription factor activity, RNA polymerase II-specific; RNA polymerase II cis-regulatory region sequence-specific DNA binding
Source: RefSeq, a predicted model, not a curated record
AUCGCGCUGCUGGAGCCGUUAGACGGCAUGGACACUGGCGCUGGCGAAUGUGUGGGGAAAGUGGGUCAGUACCGCGUGGAUCACCUCCUCAGCGCCGUGCAGAGCGAACUGCAGGCCGGCAGCGAGAAGGGCGACCCCACGGAGAGAGGACUGAAGGUGUGCUUGGACGACAGCGACCUUUGGCAUAAAUUUAAGGAGCUCACAAAUGAAAUGAUAGUUACUAAGAACGGCAGGCGCAUGUUUCCUGUUCUGAGAGCGAACGUGUCCGGACUGGACCCAAACGCCAUGUAUUCGUUUUUACUGGAUUUCAUGUCCGCGGACAACCACAGGUGGAAAUAUGUGAACGGGGAGUGGGUCCCCGGAGGCAAACCCGAGCCUCAGACUCCCAGCUGCGUGUACAUCCAUCCAGACUCUCCAAACUUCGGCGCGCACUGGAUGAAAGCUCCUGUCUCCUUCAGCAAAGUCAAACUCACCAAUAAACUCAACGGAGGAGGUCAAAUAAUGUUAAAUUCUUUGCACAAGUACGAACCACGCAUCCAUAUCGUCCGGGUUGGCGGCCCACGGAGAAUGAUCACGAGCCAUUCUUUCCCAGAAACACAGUUUAUUGCAGUAACGGCGUAUCAAAACGAAGAGAUAACUGCUCUAAAAAUAAAGUACAACCCUUUUGCCAAGGCCUUUUUAGAUGCAAAGGAGAGAAGCGAUAAUAAAGACAUGAGAGAAGAUGCAAAUGAAAAUCAGCAAUCACUCUACUCACAGUUAGGUGGUUGGUUUAUUCCGGGCACAGGGUCAAUCUGCACUCCUCCUAGUCCUCACAGCCAGUUUGGGAGCCCCAUCAACCUCUCGCCAUCCCAUGGCUGCGAGCGUUACUCCACCCUGAGGAGCCAUCGUUCUGCUCCUUAUACAAACCCGUACGCCCAUCGGACCAAUUCGCCCACUGGGUUUUCUGAUACAUCUUGUCUGUCUGUGCUGUCGAGCCACGAUAACUGGUCCAGCUUACAGAUGCCGACCCACUCCGGCAUGAUGCCCACGGCCCACAGUUCCACCUCUGCUGCCAACUCCAGCCAGUACACAAGCCUGUGGUCUGUGAGUAACUCACCUCUGACCUCAGUGUCCCCCACCGGAGGGAUAAACAGCAACUUCAGCUCCCAGUUCCUUCGUGGGUCCAGCAGUCACUACUCGGGCCUCACUCACUCAGUCACAGCGCCCUCCCCUGGCUCUCCCAUGUAUGACUGCACAGUCAGUGAAGUGCACGACCCAGCUCAGUACGACUCCUCUCCACAUGAGCGUCUCGCCUCAGCCUGGAACCCCAUCACCCCUCCGGCCCUGUGAGGGAACCGUAUCUGCAAGGAGUGCUUUGUCUUCUUCUCUACACAACCUUUCCUCUGCUGUGACCUCAGACAUCAUAUCCAAUUACACUGCUGAAAUAUUGUCAGUUUUUGUAAAUGUGGCUAAAUUAAGAGUUUUUGACAUUCUAAAAUUGUAUUUUUUUUCAUCUGGAAGCAAUAAGAGGUGUGCUUUUUUAAAAUCGCUCCAGUUUUUAUGUGUUUGACUAUAACAAUAUGAAUUUUUCCAUUUUCUUCAUACUUUGUUUUAUGUGUCCUUUCAUGUAUAUAUGUUUUUUUCUCAACAUGUCAAUAUGCCCAUAUGUAGACCUGGGUUCGAAUCCUGUUCAGGGUAACUGUUUUUGUCCUUGGACAAGACACUUUGUCCAUAUUUUCUCAGGACAUCCAGCUGGAAAUGAGUACUGGCCUUUGUUAGGAUAGUAACCUGUGCCAGACUGGCAUCUCAUCCAGUGGGAGUCGGAGACUCUCAUCUGCUUUACACCACAGAAUCCGGAGAUAAGCACUGGUACCAACGGACCUCAGGGCCUACAUACAACUUACCUCAUCUUCAUCAUAUCAAAUUACAGUUAUUAUUAUUAUUAUUAUUAUUAUUAUUAUUAUUAUUAUUCAGUCAUUACAACCUUCCUUUAAAUUUACUUGCAUUUGCUUACAUUAAGCAAUCUAUAAAAAAAAUCCAUAAAAGUCACAGAUGGAAACAGAAAGUGGCGCUGGUCGAGGAUGUAAAAUUGUUUUGUGUGUUGUGUAAAUGAGAAAACUUGGCUCUUGUUUACCGUGUAAAUAGAUAAAUGAAUUUUUUUGAAUGCUGCAUUGACACAAUUUUCCAUUUCUUAAAACACAGUGAGACAAAGGUUUUCAAUCAAUAUUCUGCUGUGC